Messenger RNA from Maylandia zebra (zebra mbuna), 2463 nucleotides. RefSeq names its product phosphoribosyl pyrophosphate amidotransferase (gene ppat). Gene Ontology annotation, biological process: purine nucleobase biosynthetic process. NCBI's taxonomy places the organism in Eukaryota, Metazoa, Chordata, Actinopteri, Cichliformes, Cichlidae. Gene Ontology annotation, molecular function: amidophosphoribosyltransferase activity. The record is from RefSeq and is a predicted model, not a curated record.
AAAAAAAGAAAAAGAAAAAAACUUUUGGAGGUUUUUCUACCAAAGUUCAUCCUUUUACUCUUUGAUGAGAAGGUUGUCUUAUCAAAAGCUCCAACAGGACUAAAUAGUGUGGUUUUUGACCUAAUCGAUUAAUUUGAUUAGAAUUAUUCGUAAAUUCCACGUAUUCCAUUUAAUUCGUUAUGAUUUUAGUUAUGGCGGACCGGUUGUUAGGUUAAAACGUGUCUAGUCUGAUUUAACUCUGUUACUCGUGAUUUCAUGCCCAAUUCAGCAGUGUCAGCUGAGUUUGGUAUGUUUUAACAAACCACGUUGUAUCGCUGCAAGCACGUGUUUGGUCACGAACGUGUAUCAGGCAAGCGCUCAUACAAACACGCGCGCGCACGGUAAUUGCUCACAGACAACUAGGCGCGAGACUAGACCGCAGUUUAUACGAGAGGCAUCGGCGACAGGCGAGCCCAUGGAGUUCGAGGAGUCGGGUAUUGGAGAGGAGUGCGGAGUCUUUGGGUGUGUCGCUGCGGGAGAGUGGCCCACACAGCUGGAGGUGGCUCAGGUCUUAACUUUGGGGUUGGUGGCGUUACAGCACAGGGGACAGGAAAGUGCUGGGAUUGUCACAAGUAAUGGAGCCAGUCCACCCACGUACACAGCACACAAGGGAAUGGGAUUAGUGAGCACCGCUUUUUCACCAGAGGCUCUCACUAAACUGCGCUAUGGUAACCUCGGCAUUUGCCACACACGCUAUUCAACCACUGGGAUCUCAGAGCUGCAGAACUGCCAGCCCUUUGUGGUGGAUACACUGCAUGGCAAGAUUGCUGUAGCACACAAUGGAGAGCUGGUUAAUGCCCAUGCCCUGCGGAAAAAGGUGAUGCGCCAUGGUGUCGGCCUCUCCACCAGCUCAGACAGUGAGCUCAUCACCCAGCUGCUGGCACUGACUCCACCUAUGGAGGAGCUAGACUCACCUGACUGGGUUGCCAGAAUUAAAAACCUCAUGACUGAAACGCCAACAUCAUACUCACUGCUGGUCAUGUUCAAAGAUGUAAUCUACGCAGUGCGUGACCCUUAUGGAAAUAGGCCACUGUGCAUUGGGCAGCUCGUUCCCAUCUCUAAACUGCACAAUCCAGCAGGCGCUCAAGAGGAAGACACUGAGGGGUGGGUUGUGUCAUCAGAGUCGUGCAGCUUCCAGUCGAUUGGUGCCAAGUACUACAGAGAGGUCUUGCCAGGAGAGAUAGUCCAGAUAUCCAGACAUGGUGUCAAAUCUCUGAGUGUUGUGCCCCGACCUGAGGGAGACCUCCCAGCCUUCUGCAUUUUUGAAUAUGUUUAUUUUGCCAGACCAGACUCUAUUUUCGAAGGGCAGAUGGUCUAUACUGCCAGACAGCGAUGUGGGCGGCAGUUGGCCAUCGAGUCUCCGACUGAUGCAGACGUUGUCAGCACUGUGCCAGAGUCUGCAACCCCUGCUGCUCUGGGCUACGCUGAGCAGUCUGGUCUUCCAUACAUUGAGGUUCUGUGUAAAAACCGCUAUGUUGGAAGAACUUUUAUCCAGCCAAACACCCGCUUGAGGCAGCUAGGAGUGGCCAAGAAGUUUGGAGCACUGACGGACAACUUUGCUGGGAAACGAGUGGUGCUCAUUGACGACUCCAUCGUCAGAGGCAACACAAUUUCCCCUAUUAUUAAGCUGCUGAAGGAAGCGGGUGCCAAAGAGGUCCACAUCAGGGUGGCUUCUCCACCAAUCAGGUUCCCUUGCUACAUGGGCAUCAACAUCCCAACCAAGGAGGAGCUCAUUGCCAACAAGCCGGAGUUUCAGGACAUUGCUGGUUAUAUUGGUGCUGACAGUGUUAAAUAUCUGACUGUGGAGGGCCUCGUAUCUGCUGUCCAGGAGGGUAUUGCUUUCCAUAUUGAAAAGGACAAAAUUAAUUCCAAUAACAAGUCCAACAGGAAAGUGGGCCACUGCACUGCCUGUCUGACUGGGAAAUAUCCAGUGGAGCUGGAGUGGUAACUGCUGCACCAACAGUAGCACUGUGGAUGGUGCUGCAAACUUUAAAUAAAAAAAAACCCCCUUGUUCUACAUAUGGUUUAUCUCAACAUUGCCAGCCGGAACACUAAGAUGUUGCACAACUACAGAAGGUUACUUUAUUCAGAACCCCAGGAAGCUAAAAGUGAUGCUUUUUCUCACCUGUGGUGGCUAAGCUUUUUUCUUUUCCUGUUCCUGGAUGUGACUAAUUCCAGGUGUGUAUUUCUUACCACACAAGUAUGUUUUUGUUUUGCAGCUGCAUUUAUUGAAAAGUAGAUUUCCACAUGUAUUCAAAGCAUUUACAAUGCCAGAAAAAGCGCACACGAUAAAUGACCAAAACAUUAAAUCAUCUUUAUUUCUGUUAUUUACUUAAGACUGUUUUGUUUGGGUUUUGGGCUGUUUGCUCAAAUUUGAACAAUACAGGAAUAUGAUGUAUGAAUAAUAAACAAUAACUACAAUGA